AUGGCCUAUCGGAUUGCGAGAGCAAUCAUUGUAGACAAUGCAACCAAGGGCGAGCUUGCCAACGUUUUUAGUGAUCUAGACCCUCCAAGGUUCUGCCGCGUUGCUCAAAAACGUGGAUGCGAAGACAUGGCUAGAGCCAUCGAAAGCAGCAAAGAUCCAAAAAAGAAACGCUGUUCCGUUGCACGCAUUGACCCGGAAACUCUCACACGGAUGGUGAAGCACAUUCUUUUGUUUUCUCAAGCUCUUUCUUGGGGCACCAAGGAACUAAGACAAAACGGAAAGACUGAAACGAUCACAUUCCCAAGACUCACAAGAACACACCCAGUGGAAGUGAUGUUUAUGGAUUACGUAAGAAAGGGGGCAGAGCUCAAGGGAAUUGAGUUCAACGAGGAGCGUCAACCACCUCAACGCACAACCCACUACCUCCUUGUCAAGCAUUUGACAUCAAAGGCUGAGAAAAGUAUCACUUGUAUUGACUAUGUCCAGGAUAUCUUGGUGAAUGUUCGAGUGACUGGGCUUACAACAAUUAUUGAGCAAGUCGUCGCCCCAACUCAGCAGAAGGCAAUGCAGCGAUACGUGUUAGUCCUUCAAAACUUUCUGAAGUACCAAUAUGAUGGGCACCAUGAAGAAGGAUCAGUAAUUUGUUCCCACAGCAUUGACUAUGGCCUAAGAUUGGCCUAA
This is a messenger RNA of Cylindrotheca closterium, 681 nucleotides long. The record is from the annotation of a GenBank genome assembly. NCBI's taxonomy places the organism in Eukaryota, Bacillariophyta, Bacillariophyceae, Bacillariales, Bacillariaceae.